GUUCUGAACUCCAAUGGCAUCGUUCUUGUCGAGUUUUUUGCGCCUUGGUGCGGUCAUUGUCAAGCGCUCACGCCUGCAUGGGAGAAGGCCGCUACUGUUUUGAAAGGAGUUGUUACGGUGGCAGCUCUUGAUGCAGACGCGCACAAGUCACUCGCUCAGGAAUAUGGCAUUAAAGGAUUUCCAACCAUAAAAGUAUUUGCACCUGGAAAGCCUCCAGUAGACUACCUAGGAGCUCGGGAUGCCAAACCCAUUGCAGAAUUUGCUUUGCAACAGGUAAAGGCUCUUUUAAAGGAACGUCUAAGUGGCAAGACAACAGGAGGAUCAAAUGAGAAAUCAGAGCCUAAUGCUUCAGAAGAAUUGAAUUCUCGCAACUUUGAUGAGUUAGUGGUAAAAAGUAAAGAUCUUUGGAUUGUGGAGUUCUUUGCUCCUUGGUGUGGACACUGUAAACGAUUGGCUCCAGAGUGGAAAAAGGCUGCGAAUAAUUUGAAGGGGAAGCUGAAAUUGGGUCAUGUUGACUGUGAUGCUGAGAAGUCCCUAAUGAGCAGGUUCAAUGUUCAAGGAUUCCCCACCAUCUUGGUAUUCGGUUCUGACAAGGACAGCCCGAUUCCUUAUGAGGGUGCAAGAACUGCGUCAGCCAUUGAGUCAUUUGCUUUAGAGCAGCUAGACACAAAUGUUGCACCCCCAGAAGUGACCGAGCUGACUGGCCCUGACGUUAUGCAAGAGAAAUGUGCCACGGCUGCCAUAUGUUUUGUUGCUUUCCUGCCUGACAUUUUGGAUACCAAGGCUGAAGGAAGGAACAAGUACCUCCAGCAAUUGUUAUCAGUUGCAGAGAAGUUCAAAAGAAGUCCUUACAGCUAUGUCUGGGCAGCUGCCGGCAAGCAACCCGAUCUUGAAAACCGUGUAGGAGUUGGUGGAUAUGGAUACCCAGCUUUGGUAGCUUUGAAUGUGAAGAAAGGAGCAUAUGCUCCCCUUAAGAGUGCAUUUGAGCUCGACCAUAUAAUUGAGUUUGUGAAAGAAGCUGGUCGUGGAGGAAAGGGCAAUUUGCCUUUGGAAAGCUCCCCUGAGAUUGUCAAGACAGAACCAUGGGAUGGCAAAGAUGGGGAAGUAAUUGAAGAGGACGAGUUUUCGCUUGAAGAGCUUAUGGGUGGUGCAGAAGACGCUGUAACUAAGGAUGAACUAUGAACAAAUCCAAGCCUAGCAUAAGGGGAGAACGUCGACUUAAAAUUUGAUUUUUGAGGUUACUAAGACAGUUUUCUGUUUGUCUUCGUAAUGUUAAAUUAAAAGGACGUUUCUUUCAAGCUUGAGGUGCUUUUUUACCAGACUUUCUUACUUCCCACUGAUCUCUGUCAAAAAGUUUACUGGAAAUUUUCUAA
Messenger RNA from Momordica charantia (bitter melon), 1373 nucleotides. Lineage: Eukaryota; Viridiplantae; Streptophyta; Magnoliopsida; Cucurbitales; Cucurbitaceae. The record is from RefSeq and is a predicted model, not a curated record.